Magallana angulata is the source of this 2063-nucleotide messenger RNA. RefSeq lists its product as uncharacterized. The record is from RefSeq and is a predicted model, not a curated record. The transcript is spliced from 5 exons. Lineage: Eukaryota; Metazoa; Mollusca; Bivalvia; Ostreida; Ostreidae. The coding region runs from base 118 to 1842 and encodes 574 amino acids.
UAAAGCUGUCAACCCAAGAUCUAUAACUGAUUAUGAGCUACAACAAACUUGAAAUGCACUGCAAGAUGACUUAAAUGGAAUAAACAAGAAUAAAGCGGAAACAGUUGCUUUGAAAUUAUGACAAACGAAGAAACAAAGUUCGUUGGUAUGAUGAAAACUCGCCCUUAUAAUGUCAAUAACGAUGCAUCUGUGGACUUUUUGGAAGAUGCUAAAAAAUGCGAAAAAUAUUCCAAACCUCUCUGCUUUUCUCAGGGUCGUCAUCUAAGUAAAGAAAAGAAAAUACUUUCAGAAAUGUCUGUUGGAAUAUGCAUGCACCUUGUCAACUACCAAAUAACCAUGUUUCCUCGAUACAAAUACCAUCUGGAACUGAUUGAAAAGCAUAAAAAAGAAUAUGAUAUCUGCAUACCACCUCCAAGUACCAUUUUGGUUUAUGGAAGAGAAGCAGAGGUCAGCAGAAAUCUUCUUCAACCAUUGGAAUUACACCCAACAACUUUUAAAGACCAAGACUGGGAAGAUGUGAUUUUGGUAGUCUUUAACAAUUCCAUUGAUGGCGACUGGAAGACUUUAGGUUUGGAUAAGGACAAAAUAAUCAAAUGCCGUUGGUGCUUAAUUGUUUCAUCGGACAUCAAAUUGGAGAAACUUCGAGAUGACCUAGCUGCUGAUAAUAUUACCAAGUUCUCUGUUGUUCUACCCAAUCCGGAUGAUUUGUGGAAUCAUCUAACAUCUGCCCUAGAGCUACCUUUAAUUGAGAUUUUAAGAAUAGAAAAGAGUACACUGAAGUCGUCAGAUAGUAUCUUUGAAGAUGUUGAGACUAUCCUACGACGCAUUGAAAAAUGCUCCAACUUUCCAGAAAUUAAGAAUGAAAACAAAUCACACGAUAUUCCACAGAGCAUUAAAGAUUAUUUAAAAAGAUUUGAAGGGGAGAUUGUCCGAUAUGGUUUCCAUUUUGACAAUUUUCGUGUUGUUGUAAAAAAUGAAAAAUACCAGGACGUGAAAAAAGCUUUAUUGGAAACAGGAUCGGGUAACUUUUGUAAAAUAGAUGUAGUUCGUCAAGAGGAUUUCAAAGAAGCUGUCGUGCCCUUCAAUGGCAACCUUCGAGCUCAAGGAAUGAAGCUUUUCCAGUUUGCUACAGCGCAGCAGGACGAAGGCUCACAAACGUCCGAAAAUGGACAUGGGACUCUGGGUUCUCUUGCUCUUCUAAACAAUAAGAAAACCAUUGCAUUGUCGUGUGAACACGUUUGCAUCAGAGAUAAAAUUGUUUUCAUCGAAAAUGAACAAAAAAAGCGAAUUCCUUUGGGGAAAUGUCUUUAUACCUCAGGGGAAGCUCUAAAAAUUCAAAGCGACCUGGCAAUUGUUGACGUUAACACUGAAGUUGAGAACCACUUUCCCAAGAAGAAACUGUUAAAUCACAUGGGGGAACCAACGACUGCUGCUGUUCUUUGUGUUAGAGAUAAAUUAGACAUCAGAGGGGAAAUUGUACAUAAAUUAGGUGCAACUACAAAAUGGACACAGGGGAAAAUCGUGAGCUCCGAGAUAGUUGAAAAUAUCCAAGGUGUCAUCACAGUAAAAGGAAUGAAUGGGAAAGAGUUCGGGAAACCAGGAGAUUCUGGAUCGAUAGUGUUUAGAGAGAGUCAAAAUGCAAGAGAGCGAAAACUUGAAGUUGUUGCUGUGUUAUCUGCUGGUAAACUUGAAUACAAAGAUCAAACGACCGGUGAUGAAGAACAAAAGUCGCCACAGAAACUGGAUCUUUGUUCGGUGUUACAGGAUGCUCUUGAGCAAAUAAGGAAAAACAACGAUUCUAUAGAAUCUGUUGAAUUUUUCAACGAAAAAGCGACCGUAUAAAGAGAAAUUUAAUCUUUUCUCUCAAUAAAAUACCGAAUUUUGAUGAAUAUCUAAACAAAAAAUGCUUUUUAUUGUGACCCAUACGAGAUAUGAAUCUGGCGACUUUUCAGAAAAAAUACAUCAUCCAUGUUUUAUUGUUUAUAUUUACAUCUUUCUAUAAAUAAAUUAACAACAAAGUGAAACAAAUUAAGUAAGUUAAAAAUUGUUAAUUAUGAUUUACU